Molecule: messenger RNA, 855 nt
Organism: Impatiens glandulifera
Lineage: Eukaryota; Viridiplantae; Streptophyta; Magnoliopsida; Ericales; Balsaminaceae
Exons: 2
Coding region: 1-855 (284 amino acids)
Source: RefSeq, a predicted model, not a curated record
AUGGAUGUUAAGAAUUCUUUCCUCAAUGGAGAUCUUCAAGAAGAGGUUUUUAUGGUUCCUCCACCUAGUGUCCCUCACAAACCUGGUGAAUGUACAGAUCGAGGCCGUAUUCUUCUAUCUUUAUACGUUGAUGAUAUGAUUAUUACAAGUGAUGAUAUUGACGGGAUUGGGCUCUUGAAAUCCGAAUUGGCUCGUAGUUUUGUGAUGAAAGAUUUGGGGAUGCUACAUUAUUUCCUUGGGAUUGAGGUUGGUUUAUCUCCAAAGGGGUAUAUUUUAUCUCAGUCAAAAUAUAUAGGUGAUAUAUUUGAUCGUUCUCGUCUUACUGAUAAUAAGAUUGUGGAUACUCCAAUUGAAAACAAUGCUCGGUAUUCCCUAACCGAUGGCUCAUCUUUGCCAGAUCCAGCCUUGUAUCGUACUAUUGUUGGCAGCUUGGUUUACCUCACCAUCACCCGUCCUGAUAUUGCUCAUGAUGUACACAUUGUUUGUCAGUUUGUUACUGCGCCUACUACAGUUCAUUGGAGUGAUGUUCUUCGUAUUCUCCGGUAUCUUCGGGGAACUCAAUUUCAGAGCCUUCUCCUUUCUUCCUCUUCUUCCUUGGAUCUUCGAGCGUUCUCUGAUGCUGAUUGGGCUGUUGAUCCCUCCGAUCACAAGUCCAUCACAGGGUUUUGUAUCUUUCUUGGUGAUUCUUUGAUUUCAUGGAAGAGUAAGAAGCAAGAUGUGAUCUCUAGAACUUCCACGGAAGCUGAGUAUCAUGUUAUGGCCUCUACGACCUUUGAGACUGUUUGGUUACGAUGGUUACUUGCCGACAUGGGAGUCUUUCUUCAUGAGCCUACUCCGUUGUUCUGUGAUAAUUAG